Molecule: messenger RNA, 2667 nt
Organism: Cyclopterus lumpus (lumpfish)
Lineage: Eukaryota; Metazoa; Chordata; Actinopteri; Perciformes; Cyclopteridae
Gene: hdr
Product: hematopoietic death receptor
Exons: 10
Coding region: 123-1298 (391 amino acids)
Biological process (GO): TRAIL-activated apoptotic signaling pathway; positive regulation of apoptotic process
Cellular component (GO): plasma membrane; cell surface
Molecular function (GO): protein binding
Source: RefSeq, a predicted model, not a curated record
GCCUCUACCUCCCAGCCAGUAUCACCUGCGCUCCGUUCUGGGCCGCAGAGGUCCAACACAUCGGGACCGCGCACAAGUUAUUUCGGGUCGAUGUGCGUGUGAGGACUAGGUUACGAGGAAGCAUGACCACGCGCCCACUCUUCUUGGUUCUUGCGUUAUCGAUCUGGUGCCUCACGGGGGCUUUUCUACAGCCUGGCCUUGGCUGCAGGGAAGACCUGGAGUACGCGAGCAGCAACGUCUGCUGUUUAAAAUGUCCAGCUGGUACGCGUAUGGCAUCGCCCUGCACCAGAGAAGGAGAGAAGGGGAAGUGUGAGGAAUGCGACGAUGGGACAUACAACGAGCACGCCAACGACCAUAAGUACUGUUUCAAGUGCACGCAGUGUCGCUCAGAUCAGGAAAUCGUAAGCCCUUGUACUCACGCUCAGGAUGCUGAAUGUCGGUGCAAACCGGGGAGAUUCUGUGCCCCGGAACAAGCAUGCGAGGUGUGCAGGAAGUGCUCCAGGUGCAAUGAAGAUGAAGAGAUAGUGAGGAGCUGCACCUCCACCACCAACACGGAAUGCAAGAAAAAGCAGCCCGCCGCUGGCUUUGCCUCAGUAAUUGGCUUGCCGAUUGGGAUACUGGUCGUUAUGGUAUUGAUAGGCGUGAUAAUAUUUGCUGUGUGGAGACAUCGAAGAGCAACCGACUCUGGGAGAAGUGCCCAAUACAGGCGGGAAGCUGGAAAGCAUGACCCCUGUCCCACCGAUGACCCGAGCGGCCUAGAAACGCAGCGGCUGAGCUGUUUAACUGUGCCCUGGCAACUGGUGAGAGCCAAGUCCUCAGCCGGCACGGUGGACGACUGCAAAGCACUGCACGAAAGCCCCAGCAGCUCCGCCAGUAACUCCCAGCACAGUCUAACUGGCUUCCCCUCCUCUGCCUUCCCCGCACCUCCCCCCCGAGCCAUCCCCACGGCCCCCCUGCAGCCCGACAGGAGGGAAGAUGUGGUCUUCCCCAAGCUUGUUGCUGUGAAUGGUGACGAGUCUCUGAGGAAAUGCUUUGAGUAUUUUGAGGAAAUAGACUUCAACCAACACAACCGAUUCUUCCGUCACAUCGGUAUCGUCGACAACGUCAUCAAAAGCAAAGACCACCUUCUCUAUGAAGACAAGAUCCACGAUUUGCUCACAAUUUGGGUGGAGAAAGAGGGCAGGGAGGCCACCCUAAACGAGCUGCUGAGUGCACUCCUCGAUUUGAAUCAGAGGCGGACAGCGGAGGCCGUCAAGGAGAAAGCCCUCGCUCAUCGUCACUACUAUGUCGAGUGUUAACGAGAAGGGGGAAACCCUCUGAAAGCACCCCAGUGACCCUCAUUGUGGCCGUCGCCCACACUGCGUGGUCUCUCCCCAGUGACAACUCAGUGGCUUCAGCUGCUUGUUGGACAAACCUUGUGCGUUGUGUCUUUUUGGUCCGAUCGCACAGCGUUCCGACGCACUGUUCUUUUGGUGAGUAGUGCACCUAUUCAACCAAAGGUUGCUCGUACACUUGCAUGCUGCAUAUUUGACUGAAUUUCCAAACUUCAGUCGUCGCACGCUGCCGUGUUCAGCUGUGAUGCGGAUGCUCAGGCUCUUCAGUCUGAGCCUGGUUUACCUCACACACUCUGAAAUGACAGCUCCUAAAUAAGUCUGACUGAAUCAGUCUUUGAUGACAAAAGUGUUCAAGGCUGGUUUAUUGUUUCAAACGGUAACUGAUGCCCAUCAGACCUUAUUUAUGAUUUUGUUCUGAUAUUUAUUCUCAAACAAAUCUAACUCCUCAGGAAUGAAUGUGUCAAUUGUCGCUGUAUUCAAGCGGCUCUGAACAGAAAGCCUAAAGAUCAAUGAGAACUCAACUCAAUUUCUGAAGGUGGAUAGCGGCCAUGUUUGGUUUCAUACUAACAGACUGACUAUUGUGUAGAUGUUGAUGUUGAAAGUGUUAUUGAUUACGAUUUAGUUUGGCUGCUCGAAGCACCUGAUCAAAAUGGAUCUGAUUAUUAAUAUGAUUAUCUAUGGUUAUGCUUCUGCCUUAGUUCUGAUCACAACACUGACUUCAAAAAGGUCAACAGAACCACAAGGUUCUACUUGGGGGUUGUGACACACUUCCAAAAAAAAGUGCCUUGCCAAAGUGCCAUGUCUCCCAUGUUAUAGAGAAGUUGGUCACGAUGUUACGUUUUCCUUUUCUUAUCUGUUGCUUUCCCGCUCACUCAGGUUCUAUUUGUCAGCACUGUGUUUUUUUAGAAUAUUUAUUACUUUAUGAAAUAAAAUUUAAAAAAUGGGAAAAGUUGAACAAUUUGAAUGUGUACAGAUAAUAAUAAACACUUUGUCCUUCUCCUUUUUUUUUUUCUAUUUUGGCUGAACUUUUCUUUUUGUUGUAUUCUUCCAACAUGGUUUUGUGGGGAAUUGACCCUUCGCUAAUUCCAGCCAAUCAUAGCACGACUAGCAUCAACCAUUGAUGCACCGCUGCGUAAUAGAGAUGCUCGUUACCUGAAGAAGUUGUAAGGCCAUCUUUUUUUUUUGAAGUUUAGUUUCUGCCUCAAUACCUGUGUAGCUAACAUUAACACAUGCACUUCUUUGCUACAUAUGGUGCUGAAGGUAAACCGAAGUCUGCACAUGCUGCUCUUGCUUUUAAUGAUUGUAACGGUGAAUAAAGACCUUCUUGACUCUC